Grammomys surdaster is the source of this 942-nucleotide messenger RNA. RefSeq names its product olfactory receptor 497-like. Gene Ontology annotation, molecular function: G protein-coupled receptor activity; odorant binding; olfactory receptor activity. NCBI's taxonomy places the organism in Eukaryota, Metazoa, Chordata, Mammalia, Rodentia, Muridae. Gene Ontology annotation, biological process: G protein-coupled receptor signaling pathway; sensory perception of smell. The record is from RefSeq and is a predicted model, not a curated record. Gene Ontology annotation, cellular component: membrane.
AUGGCUUGCCUGGAGGAUGGGAACCACACUGCAGUGACAGCGUUCAUUUUAUUGGGAUUAACAGACAAUCCAGUCCUUCGAGUCAUCCUCUUCACCAUUAUCCUGUGCAUCUACCUGGUGACUGUGUCUGGGAACCUCAGCACUAUCCUUCUCAUCAGAGUCUCUUCCCAGCUCCAUCACCCCAUGUACUUUUUUCUCAGCCACUUGGCUUCUGUUGACAUUGGCUACUCUUCUUCUGUCACACCCAAUAUGCUUGUCAGUUUUCUGUUAGAUAAAAGUACCAUCUCCUACCUUGGAUGUGGCAUACAGCUCAGCUUAGUUGAUUUCUUUGGGACAGCUGAAUGUUUCUUUCUGGACGCCAUGGCUUAUGAUCGCUUCAUGGCAAUCUGCAACCCACUGUUUUAUUCCACCAAAAUUUCCACACAAGUUUGUGUUCAGUUAGUUGUGGGAUCUUAUAUAGGAGGUCUUCAUGCUUCCUUUGCUAUGGUUUUCUUUUUUACUUUUCUCUUCUGUGGACCAAAUAUAAUCAAUCAUUUUUUCUGUGAUUUUGCUCCUCUGAUUGAGCUCUCUUGUUCUGAUGUCAGUAUCUCUGUAGUUGUUACCUCAUUUUCUGCUGGCUCAGUUACUAUGCUAACAGUGUUUGUCAUUGCUAUUUCCUAUAUGUACAUUCUCAUCACCAUCCUUAAGAUGCGCUCCACUGAGGGUAGACAGAAGGCCUUCUCCACCUGCACCUCUCACCUCACUGCAGUCACUCUGUUCUAUGGGACCAUCACAUUAAUUUAUGUGAUGCCCAAGUCCACCUUUUCUACAGACCAAAACAAGGUAGUGUCUGUGUUCUAUAUGGUAGUAAUUCCUAUGUUGAACCCCCUCAUCUACAGUCUCAGGAAUAAUGAAAUUAAGAGUGCUCUGAGGAGACAGCUUGGGAGAAAAACAUUCUCUUAG